Molecule: messenger RNA, 819 nt
Organism: Cordyceps fumosorosea ARSEF 2679
Lineage: Eukaryota; Fungi; Ascomycota; Sordariomycetes; Hypocreales; Cordycipitaceae
Exons: 1
Coding region: 1-819 (272 amino acids)
Source: RefSeq, a predicted model, not a curated record
AUGUCUGGCGGCUGGAACCCCGUCACGGGCCGCGACAACUACGGCGGCCGUCCCAGCUUCGCGCCCCAGGGCGGCGGCCCCAUGCCAGCCCAGGGACAGGCCUACAUCCCGCACCUCGGCGGCCCGGGCUGCUACAACCUUGGUAUGGUCCCCCAGUACGCCGGCUACUACCCAGGCAUGGCCGCUUACGGUGGUGGAUACGUUCCAGCGGCAGCACCCACCAACUUCUUCCCCCCGCAGGCUCCCAUCGGCGGCGGCGGCGGCGGCGGCGGGAUGCCCAUGAUGGCCGGCCCGCCCCCGCCGCAGCCCACCUCCGGCUUCUACGCCCAGCAGACGUUUUCCUGCCAGCCCAACGGCACCGCCAACGUCCUCCCUCGUCAGCCGCAGCCGUACCCCGUCAUCGACCCGACCAUGCCCGCCGCGCACAUGACCAACAGCUCCGGCGGGGUCGGCUGCGAGCCCGGCUACAACUACUUCUUCCCCGCGGAGCACACCAAGGCGCACGUCUUCAAGACGAGCACCCCGCCCUGGCAGCUGCCGCCCACCGCGCAGAUCCCCUUCAAGGCGGCGCACAUCCCCUGCACCACCACCAUGGCGGAGCUGCUCAAGGGCUUCGGGUGCACGAACCCAGUGGCCAAGAAGAACAAGUGCUUCGAGGUGAUUGGCGGCGGGAGCGGCAAGUGGUACAAGGGGCUGGCGGUGUGUGGUGAUGACAAGGACAUGCUCAAGAAGACCGUCAAGGAGGUCGGCUGGGACAUGACGAGGACGGGCAACCCGCACGAGAAGCCGAUUGUGUGUCUGUGGUUCUGCAAGGAUUGA